Carassius carassius (crucian carp) is the source of this 7732-nucleotide messenger RNA. RefSeq names its product telomere-associated protein RIF1-like. Gene Ontology annotation, cellular component: nucleus. The transcript is spliced from 35 exons. The record is from RefSeq and is a predicted model, not a curated record. Bases 204 to 7460 code for a protein of 2418 amino acids. Gene Ontology annotation, biological process: telomere maintenance. NCBI's taxonomy places the organism in Eukaryota, Metazoa, Chordata, Actinopteri, Cypriniformes, Cyprinidae.
GGGUUGAAGGUGACGGUUUCAACGCGUCAUGUUUGGCGCCAGCAUUUUCGCGGGGAGUGAGGAGUGGACAAACGCAGCGUAACCUUGAUCAUUUACAAACACUGUUGUAUAAACUCUCCCGAUUCCUCUGAUACAGCUCGUGUGUCGAUGAUCUCGCCUUCAGUGGGCGAUAGCGUGUCCUCAGGCGCGAGGCUGUGAGGAGGAUGAUGGCAGCAGUGCCUCUGUCUAGUGCCAGCCUCCUUCCUCUUCUGGAGUGUCUGGAAGAUGAAGCAGCCGGGCUGUCAGAGAAGACAGAUGCCUACAUCACCAUCGCAAACCGCCUGAAUGGAGAGGAAGGGCGUCCGUUUCUGCCUGUAGUUGUAAAACAUUUUGCACGUCUUAGUAAAGUCCUUUUGGUUCAUAUCUCCAGUGAGAACGAGGAGCUGUGUCAAGCUGCAUUGCAAGCUUUGGGAUUCUGUGUUUUCCACUCACACAUUGUUUCAGUCAUACCAGCAAAUAUUUCAGAAGAUAUACUGUCAACGCUCUGUAAUGUUGUGGUAAAAUCAAAAGAGAAGUUUACGUGCACUCGAGCGUUAUGGGUGAUUUCAAAACAGAAUUUCCCGCCAGAAGUGGCAUCCAAAAAGACCCCAGAGAUUCUGAAGAGUCUAGAGGCCAUGCAGACCAGAGAGGUUCAGUCGAUCCUCAUUGAACAUGAAUCACUCAAUGUCAUCAUAAGGUUGCUGGAGCAGGCCCCGUCUCAAAUGGCUGCUGGAGCCGUGUGUUGGGCCAAGCUGGUUAUUCCUCUGGUGGUUCACUCGGCCAAUAAAGUGCGCUUGCGUGCCGCAGCAGCCCUGGAGCUGGGCUUGCCUCUUCUUCUGGAGAAGCAGCAAGAGGUGGCUGCCAUUGUAGAGCCGAUGAUGUCUUCUAUGCUUAUCCCUGAAAUGCAGAAGCUGUUUACAUCUAAAAAUGAGACUAAUAUGCUGAAGCUCUGGCCCUUGUUUGUGAGACUUCUGGGGAAGUUGCUCCACAAAGGCGGUGCUUUCAUUAAUUCCUUGCUGUAUUUAGAGGAGUUGGGUUUCCGCAACUCUUCUCCUAAUAUUAAGAAGAUUGCCUUCAUAGCUUGGAAAAGCCUCAUUGAUAAUUUCGCCCUUAAUCCAGAUAUCCUGUGCAGCAGCAAGCGUCUAAAGCUCCUCAUGCAGCCCCUUAGUUCCAUCCAAGUCAGGACUGAAGCCCUUCUGCUCACUAAGCUGGAAGUGUGGUGGUACCUUGUAGUCAAGCUCGGACCCAACUUGUCCGCUAACUUUGAGCAGGUUGGUGUACCACUACUGCACAACACACUUCCAUCUGAUUCUCCAUUGCUGAGCCCGACUACACCUGCUCGAACCUCUAACCCAAGCAAUGGCACCCCUAACACCCCUAAAUCAGGCAUUCCCUCCUGCAGCACACCAAGCACUACUCCUCGCAUGAAUCUGAACAGCAGUGUGCAGGCGGCUCAGUCCUACCGCUCCAUUCAGCUCCUCGGACUAGAGAUGCUCCUGCACUGGCUUGAGGGUCCGGAGGUUACAGUCACAGCAGCUAGAGAAAAUCUUCAGCUCAGUCUGGAGCCCCUGACGCACCCGCUCUUUACCAGCCCUUCUUCCUUCAGUAGACAUGCCUCCACCCUCAUAUCAGCCGUCAAAGAAGGCUUCAUUACUGUGGGAGAACAUGCUCCAGAAGCAUUGAUUAGUCUCAUUUGGAGCAACCUGAUCUGCUCUGUCAGCACAGCUAUAGAAGCCGGUAAUAAGAAGGAUAGACAGGGGUCUGAGGUUCUCACACUGCUUCUACAGGCUUUGCAGUCCAUCAUGUCCUCCUCCGAUCUGCCUGCUGAACGUGCCCUGCUUUUGCUGGAAGCCACUGUUAAGGGAAUACCUCAGAAGGUGCUCGGUUCCGCAGCUUAUCAAGUGGCAAACAUGGAUGUGUUAAAUGGUACGCCAGCACUUUUCCUGAUACUGCUGUUCUCCAAGAGUAGCCAGCUCUCAUCCUUUCUUGAAGAUGAGAGGUUUUUUUCAACCCUGGAAAUCCUUGUGAGCUGUGGGUUUUGUGGACCUACAUCGCCCCUGGCAUUUGGAGAGGCUGUUUUAGGAGCGAUUAGUGGGAGUGUGGAGGCUGUUAAGGACAAGAAACAGCUCUGGAGGAUGUGGAGCACGGUGGUAAACCAUCUGACGGACACCAUCACUCAGACCAAUGAAGUGAAUCAAGGAGAUGCUCUGGAGCAUAACUUCAGUGGCAUUUACAGUGCCUUGAUGUUCCCAGUUGUUCACCUUCUGCCUGGUUCACCCCUGCCCCAAACCUCUCAGAAGGCCAUGAUCUGUACUUGGUCCAGGCUUUACAAGGCGUUUGCUCGCUGCUCAGCUUUGGUAGCCACAGCAGAGGAGAACAUAUGCUGUGAAGAGCUGUGUGCCAAGAUCUCUGCCUCUCUCGACACCGACGCUCUGAAAAAUCUGCCGAUGUUAGAUGUAAUGGCAAAUAUCUUGCUCAUCCUCUCUGAGAGCAUGGACUUCUCACCUUACACCCCACAGUUCCAGCAGAAGAUGAAAUCUUCCCGAACACCUUUGAGAUGGGUACGCAAGAAGAGCAAAGCUCUGGGGAAUCUCUCGACCUUCCACACUCUCCUGAUGCAGACUCUAGAUGCUUUCCUGUCUGUGGACCUCUCCGAAGCAUCUGUGGAGUCCACCAGUGGAAUUGGCUUGAUGCUGGUUUCUAACUUGUCAACACUUUUCACUAAUAUCACUCUACCCACGUUCAUUCAAGAGGUGCUGUCCAUCCUCACCAAACCACUCGCGCACCUUUUUCAACAGUUCUCCAGGUGUGUUGCAUUUUCUUAUCCUUUAUACUUUGAACUUUCUUUUUGUCAUUAUCGAACACUGUUUGUUUUUUCUUUCUUUUAUGAAAGUCAUGAUGAACCAUCAAAGCUCAGUGCGACACUAGGACCCAAGUUGGAGAAACUGGCCACAGACCUGCUUGGCUGCCUUCAGACACAAUCAACUCUGCAUGAUGAUGAGAUGCUUGCCAUGUUGUCGCCCUUGCUUUGUGUGCUUUUUCCGCACAAGAGCAAGCAAAUUCGUUCUGUGGUCAUGCAGUUCUGGAAUGCCACCUUUGGAAAUGCACUCACCUUGACUUACUCUGAGCCUCUCAGGUCUGUUUUAAGUCAGGCUAAGCAAAAGACUCCCCUGAUUUUACCUGGUUUUGAAGCUGUUGGUGCAUCAGAUGAUUGCAGCGGACAGUAUACGGGUGAGAGUUCUCAGCUGGACCCACCGAUUAGCGGGGUAAAGAUGACCUCUGUGGGAAAGAGGGACUCUCUUCUGGAGAGGGCAGAAGAGCUAAAAGGAAGAGGCUCUGCAAAUGCAGCAAAGCCGGUGUCUGUAAAGCUGGAUUUUGGAUCACCCAAGCCCUUGAAGCGAAAAGCUAUUGAGGAGGAGGCAUCAGUGGAUUUUGUUUUUAUUCCCCCAGAGACAAAGGAGAGAGUACUAACUGAGCACCAAAAAGAGAUUAAAAGAACUAAACGGGUUGACAUUCCUGCACUGUAUAAUAAUCUGGAUGCCUCCCUGGACACCACAGCCUUUACACAGUUUACUCAGAGUCAGGAAGAGUCCAUGGGCAAAUUGACAAAAGAUGAACUGGAUCAACCAGAGGAAGAGGCUGACAUACAGCUUAAGGAGGUUGCCACAACUGAGGAACCAACCACAGAUGUUAAACUAACCCAAGAAGGCACCGGGUUGGUCGUAGAAACACCAGAGAAAACUUCACAAAAUAAAGAUCAAAGUUCUGAGAAGAAUCUAUCACCAUCCAGUGACAUCUCAGUUGAUGUGAGUGGGCAUGAGAAAAGUGGACUUGAGGGGACCAGCCCUAAUGUUUCAGGUUCAUCUGAUAUGAUCUCAGGUACACCACCUAAACCCAAUAGGAGGCGUCAGUCUUUCAUAACCUUAGAGAAAUAUGUUGAUGGGAAAUCACCAAGUCCUGCAAGUGUUGCAUUUACUGGUCUGCACAUUCGCAAAUCGAGAAGACUGAGUUCUUCAAAGGCAUUGGAGGCUACUCCAAAUGACUCGCAACUUCAGAAUACAAAAGUGGACUCUCGAAAGAGGAGCAGCACUGACCCAUCUGCUCAAAAUGAGGAAGUAACAGAGAAGAUGUUAACAGGAGGUCAUCGAGGUGAAGGUACAGAUGAAGAAGAGGAUGUGGUCCCAGAUACCCAGACCCAGUUAUCUGGUGACACAUCAGGUGAUGAGAAAAGUCCUGUGUCCAAAGCCAGUGUAGAGGAACAAGAUUCCCCUGAAAAAGAUUCACAGAGUCUUGCUGAUUCUCAAGCUAGUCAAGAACCUAGAAGGUCAGGCAGACGGCGAAGUAAACCUGUACGCCCAGGGGAAGAUCCAGGGGAGAUGAAAAACAAAUGUCAAGAACAAGUUGCAGAUUCGAUGGUGACAAAUACACAGAAUCCCAUACUGUCUCCAACAAUUAGCACUUUGACUGGAAGAAGGAGAAGUAAAGUUAUUGAAGACAGUAAAGUUGAAGACCAGUUGAACAAAGGAAUAAAACAAGAGCUUAACAAAAGUAAUUCACCGAUUUCCUCUGCAGGAUCUUCACAGGCACUUCCACAGGUUCCGAUGUUUAUGCUUGGUAAUAAAGAGCCAAGCGAAAUUCUGUCCUCUUCUGAUAGUUAUCCUGUAACUCGGUCGGAUAGCCAAAGCAAAGAGAGAUUGUCAGCUCUCAGUGAGUCUGAAAGUCUGUCACCAGGUAGACCUACGAGGAAGACUAGAGUGCACCUUGAGGAAUCAAUAGACAAGGAGGCAGAUGAAAACUCGCAAAACGGUCCUCAUAAUGCGUCCACUUUGAAAAAGAAAUCUUCACAUACACCCGUUUCCGAUUCUGAGGCUGAUAGCCAUCAAACUGCCCGAACGCGAAGAACAAGGAGAUCUGAAUCUCAAUUACUGGAGUUGGCUGGUUCACAGACCAAAGACGACUUAAGUCAGACAGACUCUCAAACACCGAAAAUUAUGAAGGGUAGAGUUAUGCGAAGGAGAACUGCAGAAGAAGAGACAGACCAUAGUACUAGAGAUGCCACAUCAACUGUAAAUCCUGAAGAGUUAAGUGCAAGCCAAGAUUCCUCAGAAGGUCUGGGUAGAUACAGAACUCGGCGCUCUAAAGGUUUGUUGCCUCCUACCGACAACCCAGAGUCUGAAAACUCUGAUAGCCAACAAGAUGGACCAAGGCCUAAAAAGAGACCACGGAAACCAUUAUCCACAGAGGUGCUGCCAGUUGCCACAGAGCAGAGAGUUACCGAGAUGGUGCCAGAUAAGGAGGGUGUUGGUGUUUCAAUGGAGAUGUCAGAGGAUGAGGCAGAUAUUGAAACUAGUUUGAAUAUUUUAGUCAUUGAGACCAAAGAACUUGAGCAAAAGUACAAAGAGGUCCCUGCCCCUGAUGUUAUACCCCAUGAACAGAUUACCUCGGAAAAAGAUGUAAAAAUUAAGAUCAGAUCUGAACUGAAGACUGAUACAGAUGAGGAGGUCAUUAGUGAGAAACCGGAAAAUGAAGAAUUGAAUUCAUCUUCACAGAUUGGAUUGGAAGAUUUAAAAAAGAAGAAUAACAUGCCGCAUAAAUGCCCACAUACCAGGGGACGGGGCCGUGGGCGUAGACGAUCUAGAAGUUGCAACUGCUUUUCAAACAACCGUGAUGUGUUCUCACAGGGCAGUGACUUCCAAAAAUCACAGGAUCUGAAAAGUGAACCGGUUCCACUUGUCACUGAUGCCCCGAACUCUCAAUCUGAGCAGUCAAGCUCUACAUCUGUAGCAAAGAAAAGUGAGAGUUCAGAAAUUGCAGAAGUCUCAGAUGCUGAUGUUCAGCCAUUUUUAGCCUUGCCCUCUCAACUCCCAUCUGAGGUAUUCCCUUCUGAAAGUCCCAUUGCAAAGCUCGGUGUAAUUGUUUCUCAGCUGUCUGAAGCAGAAGGAACACAUGAAUCAUCCAAACCAACAGGUGAAUCAAACAAGGAGCAUGUAGAGCUCCCGGAGGCAGAAACAAAGCAGUUGGAGAAUUCUGGGUGCACAGGUAGUCAAAAUCACAAAGAAGAGGGAUUGGAAAAUGCUUCAGUAAGUCAAGAACCUCUGCAGAGUUCGACACCUCAAGACACAUCUCCAAGUCAAGGUCGCCCAGUGGAAGAUGCACCUAUAUGCCAAGAGCAGCUAGAGUCUUCCCAUGUCCAGCAGGAGGAUGCAGUUAACCCAGCAGUGAAGGAAAGUGAAGACCUUGCUGUUUCCAAGCCCAGUGGAGAAAAGUUUAUGCUGCCAGGGGAGUCAAAUGGCAAAGAACUGCUUGACAAGGAUGUUGCUCUUGUUGAGAAGGAUGAAGACGCUCCGAUAGACAAACAGGAUCCUCCUGUGGACCCACAAGAGGAGACGUCUGUACCCCCUGAAAGUAGUACCUCUGGAGUCUGCUUGGAUUCACCACCCAAGCCUAAACCUUUGGACACUCUUAGUGGUGCACUAGAGCCUGGCCAGAGUCCGAGCAAAAACCGAUCUUGUGGCUGGACUCCAUCUGCAUCUCCAUCCACCAGUAUUCUGAAGAAGGGGCAGAAGAGAACAUGUGAAGAGGAUACACCCUCCCCUCUUCAUAAGUCUCGUCGAGUGUCUUUUGCAACUCCAAUUUAUCAUCAAGAACUGGCUGAUGAUAUUGAUCGACGUAGUCCAGUUAUUCGCACAAGCUCACCUAGGUCCAAAGUCUUGAGUGGACAAUCGAAGUAUAUCACUACACCCACAAAAGGAUAUACAAGUCUAAGUCCACGUAACCUCCGUAGCCCUGGAUCCAAAAGCUCUAAAAAAUGCCUGAUUUCAGAAAUGAGCCAGGAGCCACGUCCUAUUGCUAAAGAUUGCGUUUAUCCAGCACUUGUGGGCUGUUCUACCCCUGUAGAGGCAGUUUUACCACAGAUAUCCUCCAACAUGUGGUCUCGUGGCUUUGGUCAGCUUGUUAGAGCAAGAAACAUCAAAACGGUUGGAGACCUGAGUGCCCUUACCCCAAGUGAAAUUAAGUCUCUUCCUGUUCGCUCGCCUAAACUUUCCAAUGUGAGGAAAGCACUUAAAACCUAUCAUGAACAGCAGAGAAAAGGGCAUUUUGAUGACCUAAAGAGUUUUGAGGAAAUGGAGAAAAUGACGUCUGAGCCUGAAGAGAUGGAGCUUCCUCAAAACCAAGAGGACGAGCAAACACCAGGAGAGGCUCAAGAUGACAGACCAUCAGAAGUGGAAGCAGAUUCAGAACCAGUGGCUGAGGAGAACAAAUCUUGUGAUUUGAUCUCAGAUGUUGAAUCCCUUAGUGGACGCCUAACUUCAGAGGGGCUUGGUCACUGCUCACCUGACCAGCUGGGCCUGAUGCACGAACAUCUGAGCGGAAUGAUGAGAAGCAUUGUGACCCACAUGCAGUCCCGCUUGCGGAGUAAUCUUGAUGAUGGCUUGCCAUGAAGAUAUAGACUUUUUCCUGACAUAAGAUUCACUUUUAACUUUAAGAUUAACAGUGGACUGCUCAUUUCUCAAGUUUUAGCUUGAAUUUUAGAGUAGAUGACUUUUUAAUUAUGUUCUUUCAGAUAAUAGACUUUAAUGGCCGAAAGCCAUUUCAAUUGCUACUUAAGUGUCAAUGUAUUUUAUGGAGUGAUUUUUUUUAAGACUAAAAUUGUGCUGAGAUGCCAAGAAAACUUAAAAAAAAAAAUAAUAAUAAAGUUAUACAAUUAAUACAA